AUGAUGGUGGAGAUCUAUGAGAGUGCAGAUGACUUCAGGACACAAACAGACUCCAAUACAAACAGACAACAAUCACUUCAGUGUACCGGAAGUGAAGCUGUGAGGCACAGAAGUCACAGAUCAGUUCUAGUCUGUUUGGUGGUGCUGUGUGUUCUUCUACUGACUGCAGUCAUAGUGCUGUGUGUCCUGAUCUAUACAUACAAUCACCAGUCUCACAACAACUACAUCAACAUCACACAAGAGAGAGACCAACUACUAACCAAAUAUACCAACAUCACAGAAGAUAGAGAUGAAUUAAGAGCCAAGUUCAAUAAUGUUACUAAACUAUACGAAGAGCUGAGGACACAUCUUUAUGAUGGAUGGAUUUACUAUAAAUUCAGUUUGUACUUCAUUUCAUCUGAGAAGAAGAACUGGACUGAGAGCAGAAGAUACUGUAGAGAGAGAGGAGCAGAUCUGAUCAUCAUUAACAACAAAGAGGAACAAGAUUUUAUUGAGAAGAAAACAAGUAAAGAAAGAUUCUGGAUUGGUUUGUCUGAUAGUGAUGAGGAGGGCAGAUGGAAAUGGGUUGAUGGCAGCGCAAUGACCUCUGGGUAG
Molecule: messenger RNA, 594 nt
Organism: Triplophysa dalaica
Lineage: Eukaryota; Metazoa; Chordata; Actinopteri; Cypriniformes; Nemacheilidae
Product: C-type lectin domain family 4 member M-like
Exons: 4
Coding region: 1-594 (197 amino acids)
Source: RefSeq, a predicted model, not a curated record